AUAAUAUUGCCCGCCACAGAUAACAAUGAAGAGAGCAACAAACCUCUCUUAAAACUUUCUAAACUUCUUCAACUUCUUGCAUCAAAGACGAGCAAUUGAUGCCUACUUCACUUUCACUUCAUCUCUUUCUUAUCACAUGGCUUUAGUACCCAGUCGCCAGUUCUACCCGACACCCACCAUUUUCGAUUCCUUUCAAAACUCCUUCUCAAGAUUCCACGGCACCCACCUCAACUUCUUCAGGUACGCUCACUCUAUUCCUAUCAAAAAUCACUCCUUUUAUCAUAAUUUAUCUUCAGAUGCUGCCCCUCAACGGAACCCACCAAGGAAAUUUUGUUCUUUCUCCAAUACCAAUCAUAAUGAUGUAAGUUUAUGUUCUAGUGGGGAAUCUGGCGAUUGGUUAGAUAAGUGGAAGAAAUCCAAUAAAGAUAAUCGCCCAAAACCGCCUCGGGCUGCGUUGAAUUAUAGAAAGAAUAAUGUAAGUUUGCCAAGUUUAGGCUAUUCGAGAAGUAGAAGGGAUGGUAAUAGCAGUGUUGUUGAGGAUGGUGGUGGUAGUACAAUGGGUAAGAUUGUAGAGAAAUUGAAAAAAUUUGGGUACAUAGAUGAUUGUGAUGACAAUGAGAAGGGAGUGAAAGAACAAGAGAGAGUGAUUGAAAAAGGAUCUAUAGAGGACAUAUUUUAUGUGGAAGAAGGAAUGUUGCCGAAUACACGAGGAGGGUUUUCGAAAGAAUCACCAUUGGGGUUAGGAGAGGUGGUGGAUAGUGAUGGAAAGGUGAGGUUUCCAUGGGAGAAGCCAAAGGAGAAGGUAGAGGAUGAGAAAUUGUCAGUAAGGAGGAAAAGUAGGACUUCACUGGCAGAGUUGACUAUCCCGGAGUCUGAGUUGAGGAGGUUGAGGAAUUUGACAUUUCAGACAAAGAGCAAGACAAUGAUUGGGGGUGCUGGUGUUACUCAGGCUAUAGUUGAUGUAGUUCACGAGAAGUGGAAGACAGCAGAGAUUGUGAGGUUGAAAAUAGAAGGGGCCCCUGCACUUAAUAUGAAGAGGAUGCAUGAGAUAUUGGAGAGAAAAACUGGUGGGUUGGUGAUAUGGAGAUCUGGCACUGCUGUUUCUUUGUACAGAGGUGUGAGUUAUGAGGUUCCUUCUGUGCAACUGAACAAACGGAUGUAUAGGAGAAAUGAACUACCUGCAAGCUCCUUAGCAAGAGCUCCUGAUAAACAGAUAUAUAAGAGAAAUGAUAGAUCUAGUUAUUCCUUAUCAAAAGCUACUGAUGUUCCUGCUCAAGAUCCUUCCACAUUUGGCUCUUAUAAUAUUGUGCAUUCACCUGAAACAAACCUGGAAAUGACUACUGAGGAGCAAGAUAGGGAAUCAGUGCCAGAAGUAAAGUAUGAAGAUGAAGUAGACAAGCUAUUAGAGGGUCUGGGUCCCAGGUAUACAGAUUGGCAGGGAUGUGAACCAUAUCCUGUGGAUGCAGAUAUGCUUCCUGGUAUAGUUACUGAUUACCAACCUCCAUUCAGAGUGCUUCCUUAUGGGGUGAGAUCUACUGUUGGACGAAAAGAGGCAACAAAUUUGCAAAGGCUUGCCCGUGUUCUUCCUCCACACUUUGCCUUAGGUCGAAGCAGGCAGCUCCAAGGUUUGGCUGUGGCCGUGAUUAAAUUAUGGGAAAAAAGUUCAAUUGCCAAGAUUGCUCUUAAACGUGGUGUACAGCUCACUACGAGUGAGAGAAUGGCUGAAGAUAUCAAGAAAUUGACGGGUGGCAAAUUGCUCUCAAGAAACAAGGAUUUUCUGGUUUUCUAUCGGGGAAAAGAUUUUUUAUCACCAGAUGUCACUGAAGCAUUAUUGGAAAGGGAGAGGCUGGCUAAGUCUCUGCAAGAUGAAGAAGAGCAAGCUCGGUUAAGAGCAUCAGCCUUUGUCUUGCCAAGUGCUGAAGUAAGUGAGCAAUCAGGUACUGCAGGCACCCUUGGGGAAACUUUGGAUGCAAAUGCUAGAUGGGGAAGGAUGCUGGAUGACAAUCAUAAGGAAAAUGUGAUGAGAGAAGCUGAAAUAAUGAGACAUGCCAGCCUCGUCAGAAAACUGGAAAGAAAGCUUGCUAUUGCUGAACGAAAGCUAAUGAAAGCUGAACGAGCCUUAUCGAAAGUGGAGGAGUUUUUAAAACCAACAGAAAGACAAGCAGAUCCUGAGAGCAUAACUGAUGAGGAGAGAUUUAUGUUUCGCAAGCUUGGUUUGAGGAUGAAGGCUUUCUUACUUUUGGGUAGGCGUGGAGUUUUUGAUGGUACAGUGGAGAAUAUGCACUUGCACUGGAAAUAUCGAGAAUUGGUUAAAAUUAUUGUGAAGGUGAAAACUUUUGAUCAGGUUAAAAAAGUUGCAUUAGCACUUGAAGCUGAAAGUGGGGGUGUCUUGGUUUCAGUGGACAAAAUCUCCAAAGGUUAUGCUAUAAUUGUAUUCAGGGGAAAGGACUAUAAGCGGCCUUCCAAAUUGAGGCCAAGAAAUCUUUUGACAAAGAGGAAAGCUUUGGCACGUUCAAUUGAACUCCAAAGACAUGAGGCUCUUCUAAAGCAUCUUUCCCUUCUGGAGACGAAUGUAGGGAAACUAAGAUUCGAAAUUGAACAAAUGAACACCGUGAAAGACCGGGGAGAUGUGGAGUUGUAUGACAGAUUAGAUUCUGCUUAUGCCACUGACGAUGAUGACAUUGAGCAAGAAGGAGAUGAUGCAUAUUUAGAGACAUAUGACAGUGGAAAUGAUGGUGAAUAUGAAAGUGAUAACUCAAUUCACAAUCUCCACACAGAAACAAACUUCCCUUAUCAUGAACAAGAUCAGGAAUCAGAAACUGAACCUGUAGAUUCUGAAGAUGAAGAAGCAUAUGCUCUAACCAAUGAGUCUGAAUCAAAACCAACAACUUAGGGAAAGAAGUCAACAACUUUUAGUAGACAAUGGAAAGGAACCGAUCAUCAAACAUACUGUAUUAAAUCAGUAGAUCUCAAUGUAUAACCUGAUUUUGGCUGGCCCUUCGUUAUUGUAUAGAUAAAUUAUGUAACUCUUGUCAUUGUUUAGGAAAAACUGCUACCGUUUUUUAUGUUAGCAGAUGAAAAUCAUCUUAAUUUAAAAAUAACUCUGCCCAAACACAAAUACUAAUUUAAAGAGGUAC
Messenger RNA from Pistacia vera, 3137 nucleotides. Its product is annotated as CRM-domain containing factor CFM3A, chloroplastic/mitochondrial-like. Bases 137 to 2893 code for a protein of 918 amino acids. Gene Ontology annotation, molecular function: mRNA binding. Gene Ontology annotation, biological process: RNA splicing, via transesterification reactions. The record is from RefSeq and is a predicted model, not a curated record. Lineage: Eukaryota; Viridiplantae; Streptophyta; Magnoliopsida; Sapindales; Anacardiaceae. The transcript is spliced from 10 exons.